This is a messenger RNA of Symbiodinium natans, 2085 nucleotides long. The record is from the annotation of a GenBank genome assembly. Lineage: Eukaryota; Dinophyceae; Suessiales; Symbiodiniaceae.
AUGGGUGCAGCACCAGCUCCUGGAAAGGGGAAGUUGGACUUGGCGCUUCUAGUUGAAAUGGCGAUGGCGGUGCGAGAGGAGUCAUGGCCAUGCUCUCUGGUGCUGUCCGGUGUCAUGCCGCGUGGUUCCGACAGCGCGUGCCCCGCAGUCUCCGCAGUCCCCGCUCUCGGUCAGUUCGGUUUCGACGGGGACCGGACGCUACCCAACCCGGCUAGCGCUGAGGAUGAAUGCUGCUGCGUUUGUCUGGAGCGCCUGCAGUCGGCAGCUCCGGCGGACCAGCUUCCCGUCCCGUUCCCCACCUGCCGCCGGCACCGCAUGCACCUGGGCUGCCUGGCGCAGUAUCGUGCGCAAGCUGCCUGUCUCGACGACCUCUUGUGUCCGCUGUGCCACCAUAGCCGCUGCCCCGACUGCACUCUCACAAGUUGGUCGGUGACAGAUGACGCCGCUUUGCGCACGCUUUGCCUGCACCAUGGCGUGCACAUGCCUGAGCGCAUUGCCGGCGAGUCCACGGUGCGCGAGGCUGUCCCAGACUACGCACUCCGCACGUUCACCUCCAACGAUGCACCUGAACCUCGACCGCCGCCGGGUGUGACCCUUUUGUGCUGCCACCGGGUCGCUGCCGUUGGCGGCGCGGCCGGUGUCGACUUCGUGCACCUUCCGGACCGCGAGAUGCAGUGGGCGCCCGUCCCCAUCCGGCAUGGCGCCGGCAUAGCUGUAUGGCGCCCCGGCUGGCUGUGCCCGGGCUGUGCGCAAGACGUUGGCUUGGAGACCCUGUCCAUCCCGGCCGAGCCCUCCUCCCCGCUGCGUGGCCCGCUUUCGGCCCACCCCGGGACUGCAGCAACCUCGCUACUAACUCAUGGCUGUAUAUGCCCCUGCUCCAUGCCGCGGCGGGUGAGAUGCCCGGACGUGCUGGAACGUUGGCGAUCUGACCCGCGGGCAGCCUGGUGGGAGGACGCGCGCCGGACGCUCGCUGCGUCCCACCCGGUCCAAGCUGCCACCCUCACGGAAGCCCUUCUCACGGCCACCAACGCGGCAAACGAACCGCCGCCGGAACGUCUCCUCCAGGAGGCGGCCGCUCUUCCGCCCGCCGCGUCUGUGCACAUCGGCUGGGUCGUGCGCCGCCUGGCACAGCAUAAUGACGGAUACAUCACCGCGCCCUGCCAAGAGGCCUGCCUCGAGCUCUUCGGCGGCCGCGCUUUCGCAGCAAACCUUGACCGCGCCUCUGAUGCCUUCCGUCGGGCACCCCCACCUGAGCCGCAUGCCUUGGCCGCGCCUCCACCAACCCUCCGCCUGCAGAGCGCCCGGAAAGCCACGACUCCCGCGCCCACACUGAGGAUGACCCGAACAACCUGCGGGCACCGACGGUCGCUAGCGACGACGAGCUUCUUGCGGCCGUCGCGCAGCGAGCACGCGCUGCCGGGGCCGGCCGAGGCACUGGGCGGCGUGGGCGUGGGCGCGGACGCCAUACUUCCGCUGCCCCACCCGCUCCUGAUGCGGAUCCUAGCCCCCCAGAGGCACCUCGAGCAGAAACGCGAGGCGCCCUCCAGCCUCCAGGUCCCAGGCGACCGAGUCCUCCCCUGUGCCGCUGCCGCCGUCCUCGCGCAGACGCACCUGCGAGCGCUCGGCUGCGAAACUCCGGACUGGGCAGCCGUUUGCACCGGCGCAGCCACUGCGCCCCUUUUCCAAGCGGCGUCUCGACGAGUGGCCUUGUACAUAGCCGCACAGCGAUUCGCCUGCGGGCCAGCAACCGCGGCGGCUCGCUUCAUCCCGUCCGAAGUUGGCAAGGUGUCCGCCCAAGAUGCCCAAUACGCCCCGACACCGUCAACACUGACCGUCAGACUUGGUCUCAGUUCACUGUCCGGGCCAAACUUCGCAAGCCUUGGAGAUCGUCUAGGGAAUUUGCGCGUUCGCGACGAGGACCCUGUGGGCCGGAGACUCCAAGGGCCCAUUGAGACCUCAGAAAUUGUGUUGUUCAAAAGGACAGCCCUCGCGUCGCAGAGCUUGCUGGAGUUGCCGGUGCGCCCCUGCGAUGCCGGUGACGGCGGCGAGCCGCCACUGGGAGAGCUCCUCGCGGCGCCGCCGUAG